This is a messenger RNA of Mizuhopecten yessoensis (Yesso scallop), 1010 nucleotides long. RefSeq names its product Williams-Beuren syndrome chromosomal region 27 protein-like. Lineage: Eukaryota; Metazoa; Mollusca; Bivalvia; Pectinida; Pectinidae. Bases 168 to 836 code for a protein of 222 amino acids. The transcript has 7 exons. The record is from RefSeq and is a predicted model, not a curated record.
UAUUAUGUAUCUUUAAGACGACAUGAAUUGUUAAAAAAUGCGUCGGCUCGAUUAAGGAAUAUACAAGUAGUAUACAGUUUAGCCUGUACGUUGAGAAAAGUUGGGACUUUUUAAAAGACGGCGGCUGCCAAAACAUAUAGAAGUCCCAUUGUAUUUGUUGGACAAAAAUGGAGGAUUUAAAGGAGGAAGAUGACGCCGCUUACAAUACAAACGCGUCGGUUUUCAACGGCAGCAUGGAAAAACACGACAUCAUACAGUACUACUCCGAGUGGGCGUAUCAGUAUGAAGAGGACCUUGCUCCUGGGAGAUAUGACGGACCAAUGAUGGCCGCGGAAACAUGUGCGCAAUACUUCAAAAAGAAGGACAGACAAAAUGUGCGGAUACUAGACGUGGCAGCCGGAACCGGAUUGGUUGGUGAACUGCUUGCAAAAAAGGGUUUCAGCGAUAUCCACGCUCUGGACCCUUCAGAAGGAAUGUUAGAAUUAGCGAAGAGAAAACAAGUCUAUAAAACUUUCCUGAACGAAUACCUAACUGAAGACAAACUUCCGGUACCUGACAGUUUUUAUAACUGUGUGACGUCAUCAGGAGGAAUGGGAGACGGUCAUAUCCCCUGUGAGGCUCUUUAUGAAAUAAUCCGUAUAGUGAAAUCAGGUGGCUAUGUGGUGAUCGUAAUGCGAGAGGAAUAUCUCUACAAUGUACCAGAAUACAAGGACCGUCUCGAACCACUCAUGGCUAAAUUAGAGGCCCAAGGAAAAUGGGUCAAUGUCGAGAGGCGUGUCGUACCUAACUACGCCUUCAAAAAGAAUGGACUCAUAUUUAUAUACAAAGUACUUUGAAUAUCCAUAUUUCGAAGAAAAAGCCUACAUGUACCCGUUCUUACUGAUCGGAUGAAAAUAUGCUUAUCGCUGCCUGUGAAAAUGUCGGAUUGCUUCGAACUAAGAUAUUUAAAAAAGUGUGGUGUGCCUUAGAUAUGGACAUAUUAAAUAAAAGAAUAAGAAAAUACUCAUAAA